Glycine soja is the source of this 1140-nucleotide messenger RNA. Its product is annotated as probable acyl-[acyl-carrier-protein]--UDP-N-acetylglucosamine O-acyltransferase, mitochondrial. Gene Ontology annotation, biological process: lipid biosynthetic process. The transcript is spliced from 9 exons. Gene Ontology annotation, molecular function: acyl-[acyl-carrier-protein]-UDP-N-acetylglucosamine O-acyltransferase activity. Lineage: Eukaryota; Viridiplantae; Streptophyta; Magnoliopsida; Fabales; Fabaceae. The record is from RefSeq and is a predicted model, not a curated record. Bases 30 to 803 code for a protein of 257 amino acids.
UGAGAUAAUAAAUAAAUAGAAUUUGGGCUAUGUCUGUGUGCGUGGUGCUGAUGGUGAAAAGCAAAGCAAGGAUGUGGUGGCUCCUUCUCUUUGGUGCUGUUGGUGAUGAUCAUCCUGGAUGUACCGUCAUUGGAAGCAAUAACACAAUAGGAUAUCACGCUGUGAUUGGUGUCAAAUGUCAAGACAUGAAAUACAAGCCAGAGGAUGAAUGUUACCUGGAAGUUGGACAUAAUAAUGACAUUAGGGAACAUUCUUCAAUCCACCGAUCUUCAAAAUCAACCGAUAGGACAGUUAUUGGUAAUGCCAAUUUUAUAAUGGGAUCUUGUCAUAUUACCCAUGAUUGCAAGAUUGGUAACAACAAUAUUCUUGCCAACAAUACUCUUCUAGCUGGGCAUGUUGAAGUGGAAGACUACGUUCACACUGCAGGUGUGACUGUUGUUCACCAAUUCAGUCAUCUUGGCUCUUUCUCUUUUCUUGGUGGUGGUUCCGUGGUUUCACAAGAUGUCCCAAAGUACAUGAUGGCAGCCGGAGAAAGAGCUGAGCUUCGUGGUCUAAAUUUAGUCGGCCUUACUCGAUGUGGAUUCAGCGUUGCAGAGAUCAGGAGCAUGAGAGCUGCUUAUCGAAAGAUAUUCAUGUGUGUUGAUGCAAAUGCUGUGUCUUUAGAAGAAAGGCUUGCAGAAGUGGAGCAGCAUGAGGAAUUGGUUCAUGUUCCUGCUAUGCGUGCUAUGUUGCAGUCUAUUCGCAACUCCUUUGCUGAAAAUCGUCGCGGAAUAUGCAAGUUUAGACACUGGAAUGCCUCUUGAAGCAUGCUGAGGUCAUGAGUUCUUUUCUCUCCAUCAAGAAGCCUACGGGAAACGUUUUACGAUGGAGCAGUUCUUUUCCUUGUUAUAAUCUUUGUAAGAGUUGUAUUAUUAAGCGAUUGUAGGAAGUGAGAAAUCGUUGUGAAUCUCGAAUUUUGUAUAGGUUCAGAUUUGUAUACUUAACUCGGGUCAGGAAUCUCUACCUUCAACUUAUUCUCCACACAAUAAUAGACUAGUCUUGCGUAAAAUUUAGCCUGAAAUGAAUAAAAUUUCACAGUAGAUGAUUUCUCGGUACACUAAUUUGUUGCAUAUAGCUAAAAUUGCAACAACAAAAAAAAAA